ACCGGGACCGGGAUGGGGUUGGGGAGGGGACAACCGGGCCCGGGAUGGCGCCGGGGAAAGUGACGAUCGAGACCGGAAUGGAGCUGGGGAGGGGACAACCGGGACCGACCGGGCUGGGGACAACCGGGACCGGGAUGGAGCUGGGAAAAACCGGGACCGACCGGGCUGGGGACAACCGGGACCGGGAUGGAGCUGGGAAAAACCGGGACCGACCGGGCUGGGGACAACCGGGAGCAGGAUGGCGCGGGGAAAAACCGGGACCGACCGGGCUAGGGACAAACGGGACCGGGAUGGGGCUGGGAAAAACCGGGAACAACCGGGACCGGGCUGGGACUGGGUGGGGACACAACGGGCACCGGGCUGGGAACGGCGCGGGGGGAGCACCGGGACCGCGCUGGGUUCACGGAAGGGCAGAAGCGGAGCGGAAACCGAGCGCGGUUGUGUCGCAGCAGAGCUCCCCGAUUUUCGCUUUCUCCGGCAGCGUCAUCGGAGCCGUUUCCCGGUACCCGGUGCCCGCCCCAGCCGCGCUCUCCCGUCCCGCUGCCGCCGCCGCGAUGCUGCUGCUCCGGGCCAUGGCCGGCCGCAGGCUCCCGCCGCUGAUGCAGCUGCCCCGCGGCUGCUCCCGGUUGGCCGCCGGUAGCGCGGCCCCGGAGGGACCCCGGGAAGCGACACCGGGGGGACACCGGGAAGCGACACCGGGGGGACGCCGAGGAGCGGCCCCGGUGCUGGCGGCGCUGCUCGGGCUCGGGGUCGUCCUGGCCUACGGAGAGCGGCGGCGGAGGACCGCCCAGGCCGCCCGGGCCACCCCCGCCCCGCAGCUCCCCCGUUACACGCGGGCGGAGGUGGCGCAGCACCGCACCCCGAAGGAUCGCGUGUGGGUCACCUACGGCACCGACGUGUUCGACGUUACCGAAUUCGUGGAGCUGCACCCGGGGGGACCGGACAAGAUCCUGCUGGCGGCCGGGGGAGCCCUGGAGCCCUUCUGGGCUCUCUACGCCGUUCACAGCCAGCCGCACGUCCUGGAGCUGCUCCGCGAUUACAAAGUGGGCGAGCUGAGCCCCGAGGACGCCGCGGCGCCGCCACCGGGGGACACCGCGGACCCGUUCGCCGGGGACCCCCCGCGCCACCCGGCGCUGCGGGUGAACAGCUUGAAGCCUUUUAACGCCGAGCCGCCACCGGAGCUGCUGACCCAGAGCUUCCUGACGCUCAACGAGCUUUUCUUCACCCGGAACCACCUCCCGGUGCCCGCCGUGGAGCCGGGAUCCUACCGGCUGCGCGUCGAGGGGCCCGGUGGCCGCGCGUUGUCGCUGUCGCUGUCGGAGCUGCGACAGCGCUUCCCGAAGCACGAGGUGACGGCCACGCUGCAGUGCGCCGGUAACCGGAGAUCCGAGAUGAGCCGCGUCCGGCCGGUCAAAGGGCUGUCGUGGGAUAUCGGUGCCAUCAGCACGGCGCGCUGGGGCGGAGCCCGGCUCCGGGACGUGCUGCUGGCCGCCGGUGUCCGCGACAACACCGGGGACGGCGAGUGGCACGUGUGCUUCGAAGGGCUGGACGUGGACGCUUCGGGGACGCCGUACGGAGCGUCCAUCCCGUUAAAACGGGCGCUGAGCGCCGAGGCCGAGGUGCUGCUGGCGUACGAGAUGAACGGGCGGGAGCUGCCGCGGGAUCACGGCUUCCCGGUGCGCGUGGUGGUGCCCGGUGUGGUCGGGGCGCGGAGCGUGAAGUGGCUGCGGAGCGUGGCGGUGUCGCCGUCCGAGAGCCCGAGCCACUGGCAGCAGAACGACUACAAGGGGUUCUGUCCGUCCGUGGAUUGGGAUUCCGUGGAUUUCGGGGCCGCGCCCGCCAUCCAGGAGCUGCCGGUGCAGUCGGCGAUCACCGAGCCCCGGCCCGGAGCCGCCGUGCCCGCCGGGGAGCUGACGGUGAAGGGAUACGCGUGGAGCGGAGGAGGACGGGAGGUGGUCAGGGUGGACGUGUCCCUGGACGGGCCGGCCGUGGCGCUAUCCCGGCCCCGUGGGGCCACUGGGACCUGCGGGGUCCUGAGCAACGCCUGGCACCGCGUCAGCGCCACUGUCACCAAGUACAACGUCCAGCCCGACACCGUGGGGCCCAUCUGGAACCUGCGCGGGGUCCUGAGCAACGCCUGGCACCGCGUCAGCGUCACCGUCACCAAGUGAGGGACACUGGGGACACUGGGGACACAGCAGGGACAUUGGGGACAUUGGGGACACAGCAGGGACAUUGGGGACAUCAGAGGUACGACGUCCAACCCGACACCGUGGGGCCCAUCUGGAACCUGCAUGGGAUCCUCAGCAACGCCUGGCACCGCGUCAGCGUCACUGUCACCCAGUGAGGGACACCAUUGCAGCCUAGGGGACAUUGGGGACAUUGGGGACAUCUGGAACCUGCGCGUGUCCUGAGCAAGGCCUGGCACCGAGUCAACGUCACCAUCACCAAGUGAGGGACAUCCUUGGGGACAUCAGGACAUCGUGGACACAGCAGGGUCCUGAGCAAGGCCUGGCACUGGGUCAGUGUCACCGUCACCCAGUGAGGGACAGCACUGGGGACAUCGGGGAUCCCUGGAGAUCAAUGGGAUCUGUGGAUCCUAAAGGAUUCCAUGGCCCCAGAGUGUCCUGCAGACCCCAAAUCAUCCUACAGAGCCCAACGGGCCCUCCAGACCCCAAAAUGUCCUAUAGACCCUAAAAUGUCCUACAGACCCCAAUGGGUUCCAUGGUCCCAAAGUGUCCUGCAGACCCUAAAACAUCCUACAGACCCCAAAAGGUCCUGCAGAGCCCAAAGUGUCUUCUGGACCCCAAAGAGUCCUAGAGACCCCAAUGGGUUCCAUGGCCCCAAAAUAUCCUACAGACCCCAAUGGGUCCUACAAACCCCAAAAUGUCCUACAGACCCCAGAGUCCUACAGACCCCAAAUCAUCCUACAGACCCCAAUGGGUCCUACAAACCCCAAAAUGUCCUACAGACCCCAAUGGGUCCUACAAACCCCAAAAUGUCUUACAGACCCCAGAGUCCUACAGACCCCAAAUCAUCCUACAGACCCCAAUGGGUUCUACAGACCCCAAUUCACCCUACAGACCCCAAUCGGU
This is a messenger RNA of Camarhynchus parvulus, 3095 nucleotides long. RefSeq names its product sulfite oxidase (gene SUOX). The coding region runs from base 45 to 2171 and encodes 708 amino acids. The transcript has 6 exons. The record is from RefSeq and is a predicted model, not a curated record. Gene Ontology annotation, molecular function: heme binding; oxidoreductase activity; molybdopterin cofactor binding. Gene Ontology annotation, cellular component: mitochondrion. Lineage: Eukaryota; Metazoa; Chordata; Aves; Passeriformes; Thraupidae.